UCUAUAGGUACCAACUGUUUGAAUUUGUUUUCUAUCAUAAUAAUAUGCUUGUAUUUAAUACGCGAUGACUCUUGCAAGAGCAGAAAUGUUCGAAUUAUCUGUAAAUUUGUGAUACGAUUUGAAUGAAUAAUGCACAGUUAUUUUUUUUUUCGCGCUUAAUCUCUACACAACCGUGAAAUUUUAAUCGACUAGAUUUAAAAUUGAAUCAUUUUGGAUAUAAAUAAAACGCGAUAAACCAAGAAGAAUAUCAACAAUUUCAAAAUGUUCAGAAUACAUCCAGCAUUCGUUAUUAUAUUAAUCAAGUAUUGGUAUUCGGUUAUUUUUUGGAACUAUCUAAGUUCAUUUCGCCAAUCUCGAAAACUUUUUUGUGAUAAUUUUCGAAAUUUCAAUUAGAACGAUUUCAAUUCUUGUAAUUUCAAUAUAUUUCAACAAAUCGAAUUCGUGAGUGAAGAGACAUCGAAAUCUAAUAAGUAUAAAUCACAAUGAAACGAAGUCACUUCGCGUAUUUCGUGCUUUUUUUCAUGUCAUCGAUUUCACUGAAGAACGUUAUUUGUGACGGUGAACUUCUAUCAAAGCAAGAUGGCAAACUAAAUAUCAAAAUAGCUGUAAUACUACCACUUUCUGAAGAAAAAGCGGAAUUCAAGUGUUCAGAUAGAUUUUACCCCGACACGUUACAAAACGUAGAAGCUUUGUACUAUGCAUUGGAUUUGAUAGAAAAUGACGACACACUUCUACGAAAUAUUACUCUGAAUGUCGAUGUAAUAGAAAAUUGCAACAGUCCAAUGCUAGCAAUGAGACAUUUGUCAAACUUGGUCGAACAAUUGCAGGUGAAGUCAAUAUACGACGACAAUGCAACAUUUGGACUCAUUUAUACAAAUGAUUUGGUAAGAUUCAAAUAUGAAACUGUUUUCGAGUUAUUUCCCAACUUCCCGCGUAUUAGUUAUGAAGGGCCACCGAAGGAAAUAAUAGAUGUGAACGACAUUAAAGAGGAUUCAACUUCAUUUUUUAUCACGUUAACAUCCGGUCAUAUUUUUAUAGCUGAUGUGAUAUUUGAAAUUUUGAAACACUACGAUUGGAGAUACAUCACAAUAUUUGAUCCACCACCUUGCGGACACAACGAUGUGAAAAAUUUUUUCAUCAGACGAGCUGAAGAACUGGCUAGAAGUGAUGGAGUUUGCAUUGAUCAUUCAACUGACGCCUUGUGCGAGGCAAACGAGAGAUACAGACUCGAAAUCGAUUUUAUACCUCCGAAUAAUACAGUCGAUGUAAUUAUUUGUUAUUGCAAUCAAUAUGAAAUUUUGGGACUGAAGGAAGAAUUGGAAAAAUACAACAAAAAAUACGUAGUUAUCGCAGGAUACAUUAAGGAAUAUUGGACAGACGAAGAACCUGUAGAAUGGACAUCGAAUGUAGGAGACCUGUAUUACGUCACACCAGCACCACAACAAGAUGAGAAAUUCCACCAUUAUUACACGUCUUUGUCAAUAAGAAAUAAUACAAGACAUCAUUUUCUUGAAAAAUUCAGGGAACGAUACUUCAAAGCACAAUUCAAUUCCGAAAUUGGAAACGAAGAAAUAAUAGCCGAUACUGAAGCUAUUUAUAGAGACACUUACAAAAAUAAUUCCAAAACGUCGUUUAAUAUCAUCAAAUCACUAUACAUCAUGGCCUUUGUUUUAGACGACGCACAUAAAAGAAAAGGUACACGAAACCGAGUUUCUGCGGGAUCGAAACUUCGCCAAGUCAAUUUUAAAUUAGUCGACGAAGAAGUGAGUUUUACUAGACUAAGAGGUCUACUAAAAGCAGAAAGAUUCAAUAUACACAAAUUUCAAGAACAAAAACACGAAUCUGGUCGUCUAGUCAAAGUCGGCGAAUAUAUGAAAUACGGUGACACAGAUGAUGAUCUUGACUGGGAAAUAAAAAGUUCGCUACGAAUACGAGGCAAACUAACCAUGAUGGACGCAGCUUCCCAAUAUUCAAAAGAUUUUCCGAAGCAGAUAUGCAGUAAAUUGUGCCCAGCAAGACACGCAAAGAUAAUAUAUCAGUACAAUCAAUGUUGUUGGGAGUGUGUUGAGUGUAAUCAUUUUGAGAAGUUGAGCAGUAACGCCACUUCCUGCAUAAACUGUGAAGACGGUUCAGUGGCAAAUCAAAACAGAACUGAGUGUACACCUAUUGCUGAUAUUCUUCACCUACCAAUCGAAUGGACAGAUUACCAGAAUUUGAUAUCCAUUGGGUUCUCAUUAAUUUCCAUUGUACUGACUGUGAUCGUAUCUUGUGUAUUUGUUAAAUAUCAAGACACACCAGCAGUCAAGUCCACUACCAGAGAACUAUGUUACGUUAUGUUUGCUGGGAUUAUUUUGGUCAACAUUACACUUUUCAUUUCAACGGUGACUUUGAGUUUUGGAACAUCAGAUAUGAAAGUUCUGCCAGCAAUGGGUUUCACGAUGAUAUAUUCCGCUUUAUUAGUGAAAACCAACAGAAUAGCUCGUAUAUUGGUCACAUCUAAGCAUAAAUUUGCCAACGUGAACCCCAAAUACGUAUCAUUGAAGGCUCAGAUCACAAUAACUUCAAUACUGAUCGGAAUAGAAACACUGGUGUGCUGGUUUGCAGUAAAAUUACACUAUCCAGAUUCGAAUGCCGAAGGAAACGACUUCAUUCUGCGACAGUAUUACCUAGAUGAAGCGUUUUUUGUCCAAAUAUUUGCAUUUGUAGCAAUAUUAAUUUUGCUCUGCACGUAUUACGCUUUUAAAACGCGAACUCUACCUGAAAAUUUCAACGAAACUAAAUGUAUUGGGUUUGCCAUGUAUGCUACUGUAAUAACAGCGAUAGCUUUCAGCUUAGUGUACUUUGCAACUGAGAAAAAGAUAUUGGCGAUGAACUUAUGUGCUUCGAUUAAUUCAUUGACGAUUCUGGUGUUUUUGUUUUCGCCAAAAUUGUACAUCAUUCUGUGGACCCCUGAGAAAAACACUAGAGUCUACUUUUCACCGGUUUCCUCCAAUAUUCGCAGUUACAUGGGAAAUGAAUCACGUCCCAAUGCAUCUGCACCAUCCAAUCAGUCUUUCUUGCUCGAAAAUUCGGGACCACAACCAAGCCUCAACAACACAGCUGAAGAAUUAAAAGAGCAAGUACGAGAUUCCAUCACCAAAGUUAUGAAAGAACUGGACAAUAUUCCAGGCAGAGAAUUGAACUUAGGGACAUUGAAAGAAAAAAUCAAAAAAGGUGAUUUAGAACCAGAUGAAAUGGAAAACACUUUGAAAAAAGCGUAUUCAGAAAUUAUUGAAAAAUGCAAAGUACAAUGCCAAGUUGAGCUGAAUCGCAUUCAGAAAAAAGUCAAAUAGAAGAUGAGUUAUUUUAUGGAAGCUAUAUAGUUUAAUCGUGGAGCUAAUCAAGAAUUAUCUAAGUAUACUGGUGAACAUUUGUAGUUGUUAAAACAUGAUUUUUUCUCAAAUUUUACAA
This is a messenger RNA of Planococcus citri (citrus mealybug), 3450 nucleotides long. RefSeq names its product metabotropic glutamate receptor 1-like. The record is from RefSeq and is a predicted model, not a curated record. The transcript has 16 exons. Gene Ontology annotation, molecular function: G protein-coupled receptor activity involved in regulation of postsynaptic membrane potential; adenylate cyclase inhibiting G protein-coupled glutamate receptor activity. The coding region runs from base 483 to 3332 and encodes 949 amino acids. Gene Ontology annotation, cellular component: postsynaptic density membrane; plasma membrane. Gene Ontology annotation, biological process: regulation of synaptic transmission, glutamatergic; G protein-coupled glutamate receptor signaling pathway. NCBI's taxonomy places the organism in Eukaryota, Metazoa, Arthropoda, Insecta, Hemiptera, Pseudococcidae.